Molecule: messenger RNA, 1584 nt
Organism: Alternaria postmessia
Lineage: Eukaryota; Fungi; Ascomycota; Dothideomycetes; Pleosporales; Pleosporaceae
Exons: 3
Coding region: 1-1584 (527 amino acids)
Biological process (GO): protein import into peroxisome matrix, docking
Cellular component (GO): cytosol; peroxisomal membrane
Source: RefSeq, a predicted model, not a curated record
AUGGCCGACGCGCUUUGCGGGCCUUCCAACGCCCUUCAGAAUUUCCAGAAACAUACUACCGUCGAUCGGACACUGCAACAGGAUCGCCUGGUCGGCAGACAUUCACCAGCCCAAGGCUUCAGAUCAUCACCGGGACUAAAUGCAGGCGCACUAGACUCCGAGUUCGAUGCAUUUCAAGCCGGUCGACCAGUGCCGGCGCACGACUUCCAACACUUCGAUCCGCGAUUCGCACAACCUCCUCCUCCUCCUCCUCAGUUUGCGCAAUCCCCACAGGCACCCGACUGGGCUGCUGACUUCCAGCGCUUGAACGUCAGCAGCCCACCUCCACAGACGUUCCAGCAGCAGCGACCGCAGCCAGCGAACGCGGCAUCAGCAUGGCAUCAGGACUUCCUGAGGCAGCAGGCCCCGGUCGCGCAGGCGCCUGCCUUGCAGCAGAACACAUAUGGAGGCAUGUCGGGAUAUAACAUGGGUGGAUUCGGUGGACAGGCAUACAUGCAGACACCGAAUUUCCAGAACGCCCAGGUAUCCGAGGUUGCACAAGGAAAGCAGCGCGCCCAAGACGACGUUCCCGCCUUCGACGAGGCGGCCUUUGAACGAGCGUUUGCGCAGGCGCAACAAGACAUGAUGGAGGUCGCAGAAGCAGAGCAAGUACACACACAGCCAGCGCAAGAGGCGCUGGACCUAGACCGGCCGGGUGAGAUGGAUCCUCUUCUUCAACGGAUACGAGAAACGCGGCCAGCUGUCUACUCUGCCAUCCAGGUCUGGAGCGAAACUGGUCUCGGACGAACCGACGAAGCGGUAACAUACCUCCAAAACAUGGAGAACAUGGAACGGACCGGUACUUUGGUGCAAGACGCAAACGAGGGGAGAUGGAUCGUCGACUCUCUGCAAAGAAUUGUAAAUCGCGACGCCCCUCAGGAAGUCAAGACCCGAGCCGAGAAGCUCAUCACGGCAAUCAACCAACGCCUCAUGUCACAGUACCCACUGGGCUCACGGGUGCUGAUGAGCGAAGAGCAGAUAUGGCAAGACCUGGAAGCAGCAGGCUACAUGAGGACACCAGAGCCGAUAAUGCAACGGAUGGAGCAAAGACCUGAGGAAGAGCAGAAGCAAGAACAACCCCCGAAGAACGACGAUGACGAGAUGGCGGCAACAGCAGGUCGACUGCUAGAGCGCGUUGCAGACAACACAAGCGAGAAGUUUCAAAACUCCCAGUUCCUCGGGCUCAUGCGUCGUCUACGAGACCGUGAAGUAAGAGUGCAAGAAGACAAGAUUGUCGAAGUCGAUGGGGCCCAACAGCAGACUGGAAACACCACGUCCACAGCACAGGUCAACAUCCACCAACAACCAUUGUCACAAUUCCACCAACAACAACAACCUCCAUCCACAACGCAAAUCCCCCCAAUCGACCCCACAAUCCUCUCCCACGCGGCCACCGACUUCGAACAACCAAUCUAUUCGGGCGAUGAACCACCACAGUAUGCCCACACUCCUCCCCUAGCACCUAUCAGUGAGGAGUCCCUAAUAACUGAUGAGAUUUCAGAACAAUAUAGAUACUACAACAUUAAUGCCGCGUACCACCGCUGA